AUGUCGCAACACAAGUUCCUUUUCACCUCCGAAUCUGUCUCUGAAGGGCAUCCUGACAAGAUGUGUGACCAGAUCUCGGACGCUGUUCUUGAUGCUCAUUUGGCUCAAGAUCCUCACGCGAAGGUUGCAUGUGAAACGGUGACUAAAACGAUGUAUGAUCAUGUUGUGCGGUGAGAUCACCUCGAAAGCUAUCGUCGACUACCAGGUUCUCGUCCGAAACGUCAUUAAGAAAAUUGGAUACGAUGAUUCCUCGAAAGGAUUCGAUUACAAGACAUGCAAUGUUCUUGUUGCACUUGAACAACAAUCACCUGAAAUCGCUGCUGGAGUCCACGUGGACAAGGAUAGUGACGAUGUCGGAGCUGGAGAUCAAGGAAUCAUGUUUGGAUAUGCUACUGAUGAAACCGAAGAAGCUAUGCCAUUGACUCUUCUCUUGUCGCACAAGUUGAACCGGAAGCUUCACGAGCUCCGUAGAUCUGGAGAGCUCGAAUGGGUUCGUCCGGACUCGAAGACCCAAGUCACAAUCGAAUAUGCUUCGGAAGGAGGAGCAUGUAUCCCACUGCGCGUCCACACUGUUGUUAUCUCCACCCAACAUUCUCCAGAUAUCAGUCUCGAUGAUUUGAGAAAGGAACUCAUCGUGAAGGUUAUCAAAGCAGUGAUUCCUGCCAAUCUCAUCGACGACAAAACUAUCUACCAUCUCAAUCCAUGUGGAUCGUUCAUUAUUGGAGGACCAAUGGGAGAUGCUGGACUUACUGGACGUAAGAUCAUCGUUGACACCUACGGAGGAUGGGGAGCUCACGGAGGAGGUGCUUUCUCUGGAAAAGACCCCACCAAAGUCGAUCGUUCUGCCGCUUAUGCUGCUCGUUGGGUUGCCAAGUCACUGGUCAAAUCAGGACUCUGUCGCCGUUGUCUUGUUCAAGUAUCUUAUGCAAUCGGAGUAGCCAAACCACUUUCAGUGAUGGUGUUCUCUUUCGGAACAUCUGCGUUGAACGAAGGAGAACUAUUGAAAAUUGUCAAUGACAACUUUGAUUUGCGACCUGGAAUGAUUAUUAAGGAUCUCGAUUUGAAGAAACCAAUUUAUGAACCAACCGCUGAGAACGGACACUUUGGACACAAUGAAUUCCCAUGGGAGCAGCCACGUCAUCUCCAGAUUGACGUUGAACUUCUUAAAAAGAUUGGAGGAAAAACGAUCUCAAACGGAAACGGAAUUGCCCAUUGA
Molecule: messenger RNA, 1216 nt
Organism: Caenorhabditis elegans
Lineage: Eukaryota; Metazoa; Nematoda; Chromadorea; Rhabditida; Rhabditidae
Source: the annotation of a RefSeq genome assembly